UUGACCACAAGACAGUCCUCAAAUUCCCCAUUCCCUUAAUUCCUGGAAGUCAUUCACGGUUUUCCUCUCCACCAACCAAAUCAUUAGCUGGGAGGAUUUCUGUGCUAUUGAAUUACUCUGUGUAUCUUCAAGAUUUAUCGCCCAUUCUGGGUGUGGCUGCGGUUUCUUGAUCUGGAUUGUUGUUUUUAGUGCGUGAAUGCCGAACUUCUGGGUUUUUCUGCGUUAAACUUCGUAAUUUGUACAUUAAUUUCCUGUUUCAAAUUACGCCGAUGACGAUCACGAUGCAGUCGACACCCGGAAGCUCAGGGUAUUUGGAUUUGUAUCCUGAAAGGAAAAUGUUUUUUAAGAACCCUUAUAUUCUCGGUCUCACUGCCGUCGCUGGCAUUGGUGGGCUGCUUUUUGGCUAUGAUACAGGUGUUAUAUCAGGAGCCCUUCUGUAUAUUAAAGAUGAUUUUGUGGAAGUUAGAAAUAGUAGUUUCCUUCAGGAAACAAUUGUUAGCAUGGCAUUGGUUGGUGCAAUUCUUGGGGCAGCAGCAGGUGGUUGGAUCAAUGAUUCUUAUGGACGAAAGAAGGCGACCCUUAUUGCUGAUGUUAUCUUUGCUCUUGGAUCAUUUGUCAUGGCUGCUUCGCCAGGUCCUUAUAUUCUCAUAUUUGGACGUCUUCUAGUUGGUAUUGGUGUGGGUAUAGCAUCUGUCACUGCUCCUGUGUACAUUGCCGAAGCUUCGCCAUCAGAAAUAAGGGGAGGAUUAGUAAGCACAAAUGUGCUUAUGAUAACUGGUGGACAGUUUCUUUCCUACCUUGUAAACCUUGCUUUUACGGAGGUCCCUGGGACUUGGCGAUGGAUGCUUGGAGUUGCAGGUGUGCCAGCAGUUGUGCAGUUCUUCCUCAUGCUCUUCCUACCUGAAUCCCCCAGAUGGCUUUUUAUCAAGAAUAGAACAAAUGAAGCCGUUGUUGUGCUUACUAAGAUUUAUGACUAUGCUCGCUUAGAGGAUGAAGUUGAUUUCCUUACAGCUCAGUAUGAACAAGAAAGCCAAAAGAGGAAUGAUAUCAAAUACUGGGAUGUGUUUAGGUCAAAAGAAAUUAGGCUUGCUUUCCUUGUUGGAGCUGGACUUCAGGCUUUUCAGCAAUUUACAGGUAUAAACACAGUCAUGUACUACAGCCCAACAAUUGUCCAAAUGGCUGGCUUCCGUUCGAAUCAAUUGGCUCUUCUUCUAUCCCUCAUUGUUGCUGGUAUGAAUGCUGCUGGUACAACUCUUGGCAUCUACCUCAUUGAUCAUGCAGGGCGGAAAAAAUUGGCCCUUUCUAGCUUAGCUGGAGUAAUCGCCUCUCUGAUCAUACUUGCUGUGUCAUUUAUUAACCAAUCUUCUGGCUCUGCAAGUAAUUUGUAUGGAUGGCUUGCAAUUGUGGGUUUAGCCAUGUAUAUUGCUUUCUUUUCUCCUGGAAUGGGACCUGUGCCUUGGACUAUGAACUCAGAAAUAUAUCCUGAGGAAUAUCGCGGAAUAUGCGGGGGAAUGUCAGCUACCGUGUGUUGGGUUUCAAAUUUGAUUGUGUCCCAGACCUUUCUAUCAAUUGCUGAUGCCGUAGGGACCGGUCAAACUUUCUUGAUUUUAGCUGGCAUAGCUGUACUGGCCUUUCUCUUUGUGGCUGUGUAUGUUCCAGAGACCAAAGGAUUGACAUUUGAUGAAGUGGAGCUGAUAUGGAAGGAGAGAGCUUGGGGCAAGAAUCCAGACACACAAAGCCUUGUUGGGCGUGGAAAUGAUUCCUAGAUGUACAUCUUUAUUCAUAAGUUUGGUAAGCAAUAUAAAAUUCGAGUGUAGUAGAGAAUCCUAGGCGUGCUCGAGCUUCGUUUCAUGUUAUUUAUUAAUAUGUUAUUCGUCCAAUUAUCUUGCCCGAUGUAAGUCUAUUAAGAGUGCAGUUGUGAGUGAUUAUGGUGGUCAAAUCUAAUACAGCAGCUUGAAUAUGUUGCAAACCAAUGCCAUAUAAGUUGCUGUGUUUCCAGUGCAAUACUCGCAGUUAAUUUAUCAUUCGUAUGGCGGCUUAGUAGUGAGAUGAAAUGAUUGUUUAAUCUUUGCCUUAUUCCGAAAUUUUAAGGGUUUGACAAUGUAUAUUCUCUAUUAAUAUUGGGUGACGUAUGAUAAUGCCUUAUCCUA
This is a messenger RNA of Prosopis cineraria, 2150 nucleotides long. RefSeq names its product inositol transporter 1-like. The record is from RefSeq and is a predicted model, not a curated record. Gene Ontology annotation, cellular component: membrane. Gene Ontology annotation, biological process: transmembrane transport. NCBI's taxonomy places the organism in Eukaryota, Viridiplantae, Streptophyta, Magnoliopsida, Fabales, Fabaceae. Gene Ontology annotation, molecular function: myo-inositol:proton symporter activity.